AUGGCUCCACAACCACAAAAGACCCCAUCUCAACACAAUUCCACUUUAUUCAUCUCACCUAUGGUGAAUAAUAGGAGGAAUGAUGUAUUUAUAACACCACCUAAUCCCAAUGCCACUAUAUUUGAUAGUCCUGGAGGUAAUAAUACUACACUGUUUUUCAAUAUCGAUAGAAGUACUAGAGAAAGUGGGAAAAAGAAUCAACCCCUUUCACAAGCUGAAAAAUUAAGAUUAUGGAGACAUGAUGCUUUAAUGCAACAUCAAUAUCAUACAGCUGAAUUCAUUGGUGAUAAGGUAUUGGCUUUAACUAACGAUCCUAAUGAUGCAUUUUGGUUAGCUCAAGUUUAUUUUAGUAGCAGGAACUACUUACGGGCCAAACAUUUACUUACAUCCAAACCAGAAUUCGAAAAAUCUGUUAGUUGUCGAUAUCUUGCCGCUCUAUGUUUGAUCAAAUUGGAACUAUGGGAUGAUGCGUUGGACUUGAUUGGUGAGACUAAUCCUUUCAGAAGAGAUGAAUUAUAUCAAGUGAAGAAUGUAGAUGGAGGAAUUAAACUAGAAAGUUCUAUGUGUUAUUUAAGAGGGUUGAUCUAUGCCAACCAGAAUAAUUUUGAAAAGGCUAAAGAAGCUUAUAAAGAAGCGGUGUUGGUAGAUGUAAAAUGUUUUGAAGCUUUUAAUGAAUUAAUAACCAAUAAUCUCAUGACCCCCAGUGAAGAAUGGGAUUUCAUAUCACAACUAAAUUAUCGUGAUGCUGAUGAUAAUGAUGAGUUAAUCAAAUUAUUAUAUUCUUCUAGAUUGAGUAAAUACUUUAAUGUUUCCAAAUUUGAUGAAGCAGAGUCAAUUUUAUCCACAGAAUAUGAUUUGGGAGAGAACAUUGAUAUCUUGUUAGCUAAGGCGGAUUAUCUAUACGUUCAAUGUAAUUUUGAUGAAUGUUUAAAUAUUUGUGAAAAAAUCUUAACCAAAGAUAAAUAUAACUUCAAUAUCUUACCAAAUUAUCUUAGUUGUUUACAUGAACUUGGGGGUAAGAAUAAGCUUUUCUUAAAAUCUCAUCAAUUGGCAGAGAAUCAUCCUAAUGAUCCUAUGACUUGGUUAGCCAUAGGAAUCUAUUAUUUAUCUAUUAAUAAAAUAGUCGAAGCUAGAAAGUUUUUCAGUAAAGCCACAUUAUUGAACCCUAACUUUGGUCAAGCUUGGAUCGGAUUUGCUCAUACAUUUGCUGCUGAAGGUGAACAUGAACAAGCUAUAAGUGCAUAUGCGUUUGCUGCUAGGUUGUUUCCUGGUACUCAUUUACCUAAUUUGUUCUUAGGAAUGCAACACCUUUUGAUGGAUAAUUUGAAUCUUGCUGAAGAAUACCUUAGUGCAUCAUAUCAAAUCUGUAAUACCGAUCCGCUAUUAUUGAACGAACUAGGAGUUAUAAGUUUCCAUAGAAACGAAUUAUCAAGAGCUGAAGCUUUUUUCAAAGAAGCUUUAGGAGCAUCAAAGAAUUUAAAUUCAGACUCCAAAACUUGGGUAUCUAUUCAUGCUAACUUAGGCCAUGUUUAUAGGAAAUCCAAUGAACCUCAGAAAGCUUUAGAAUGUUUUAAUCAAGUCUUGAAGAUAAGUAAUAAGAAUGACUCAAAUCUAUUAUCAUCGAUUGGUUUGAUUUAUUUGAAGCUUGGAAAUUAUUUCAAAGCCAUAACGAUUUUACAUGAAGCUUUAGCUAUCAAUCCAUCGGAUCCUGUGGCCAAUGAUUUAUUGAAAAGAGCCCUCGACUGUAAUCAGAAUUCUACCCAUGAUUUCUUUCAAUCCACAAAAAAAAUUCAAUUGAUCAAUGCCAGUAGUCCUAAUCAAAAAAACGACGAUAUCAAUAUCUUAGCUCAAAACUUACAGAUGGGUCAAGCUUCAAGUGAUGAAGAUGAAGUUAUGGAUAUAGAGAGUGAGUAG
Yamadazyma jaroonii is the source of this 1914-nucleotide messenger RNA. NCBI's taxonomy places the organism in Eukaryota, Fungi, Ascomycota, Pichiomycetes, Serinales, Debaryomycetaceae. The record is from the annotation of a GenBank genome assembly.